Molecule: messenger RNA, 504 nt
Organism: Drosophila suzukii
Lineage: Eukaryota; Metazoa; Arthropoda; Insecta; Diptera; Drosophilidae
Gene: Atg12
Product: Autophagy-related 12
Biological process (GO): autophagosome assembly; C-terminal protein lipidation; nucleophagy
Cellular component (GO): cytoplasm; Atg12-Atg5-Atg16 complex; phagophore assembly site membrane
Source: RefSeq, a predicted model, not a curated record
UCCAAUAUUUUAUACUUUAUUUACAAGUUGGCUAUUUCAACCCAUUAAUUUAUAACUUAACGAUUUAGCAACAUUCCAAAUAGAUGGCAGACACACCCGAAUCCCAGGCUGCAUUGAGCACUUCCACCUCCACGCCCGUUGAUAAGGAUGGUUCCAAGAUUUGUAUCCUUCUGAACGCCACUGGAAAUGUGCCAAUCAUCAAGAAGCGAACCUGGACCGUGGAUCCCAACAAAACAGUCAGCUGGAUCCAGAAGUUCAUCCACAAGUUCCUUAAACUUGAUGCCAGCGAGCAGAUUUUCCUCUACGUUAAUCAGACUUUUGCACCCGCCCCGGAUCAGAUAAUCAAGAACCUGUACGAGUGCCAUGGAACCAACGGCAAACUGGUGCUCUACUACUGCAAGAAUCAGGCGUGGGGCUAAAUCGAUACGCACUCGACUUUGCUAAAUCUUAAGUAUUUAUUCGACUACUGGGUAAUUUGUAUAUUAUUAAAUGUGAAUAAGCUGA